Messenger RNA from Postia placenta MAD-698-R-SB12, 942 nucleotides. RefSeq lists its product as hypothetical. NCBI's taxonomy places the organism in Eukaryota, Fungi, Basidiomycota, Agaricomycetes, Polyporales, Adustoporiaceae. The record is from RefSeq and is a predicted model, not a curated record. The transcript has 3 exons. The coding region runs from base 1 to 942 and encodes 313 amino acids.
AUGGCCGAUGCUCCUCGACUGGCCUCAGACCCCGGCCUUCAGCUGUGCCCUGAAUUCGCUGACCCCGAGUAUGGCAUCUUGCGGCAGGGUUUGGUCGCGGCGGGCCAGGUCGCCUCAGAUGCCGCUGCGACUGAGCACCUGAUCGCCAUCUGGUCUGCCCACAAUGCUGCCAAGAGGGCCCUCUGGGCUGCCCAAGUCGAGGGCAACCGCCUCGCCGACACCGACCGUCUUUUGCUCGAGGCAGAGGCCUGUCAGCACGCCGACGAUGCCACUGCCGAGGAGGCCCUUCUCACCCAAGAGAAGAGGCGUCUGCAGCUGGGCACGCUCCACUUCAAUCGUGACGCGCCUUCCUUUUUGGACCAGCGCCCGUCCGCUUACGCACUCCACAAGCUCGCAAAGGGUGAGUACGUUGAACUCUGGUAUUUUACUGUCGAGGGCUGCGCCACGGCCAGGAAUGACCGCUCCACGGCGGAGGAAGCCUAUGGCAUUACCCGGACUGAUGACACUCUCGCGCUGCGACCGCUCGCUGCGCACUGUGCGUCUCGGCAGGCCGUCCCCGAUGAGAAGCUCACCUGGGACCAGUUCUGCGCUGGGAACAGCGAGCUCCAGCUAGCUGUCGAGGCGGCGGGCUGGCCCGCCGCGCACGUCGCCAUGCUUGAGGCAUUCUUCUACACGCUAUCUCGGCACCCUUUCACGAGGCGGCCUCGUGGUAAGGAUGCGCUGUUGCUGUACCAGGCCCGUCUGCGUCGCCACUGGCACACACAUCUUGCUCAGGAUGAGGGCUACAACCUCAGCAACAUCAAGGAGGACCUUCUCAACGAGAUGCUGCAGGAGAUUGCAAGCAUUGCCCAUAAGGACCGCAUUAGUCGGCUGGUCCAUGCACAGCAUGCUGACGUGGCCCCGGGGGCCGUAGAUAGCGACGUGUCCAUAUCGGGCAUGUAG